Molecule: messenger RNA, 1905 nt
Organism: Colletotrichum orchidophilum
Lineage: Eukaryota; Fungi; Ascomycota; Sordariomycetes; Glomerellales; Glomerellaceae
Exons: 3
Coding region: 1-1905 (634 amino acids)
Biological process (GO): monoatomic anion transport; monoatomic ion homeostasis; transmembrane transport
Cellular component (GO): plasma membrane; fungal-type vacuole
Molecular function (GO): borate efflux transmembrane transporter activity; solute:inorganic anion antiporter activity
Source: RefSeq, a predicted model, not a curated record
AUGCCACCAGGUCUAACGCCUGCGGGGCCUGAUAAUGACCGCGGACCGCAUCCGGCCACAUUACCCAGAGCUCAGGACGAUGUCAUAACACCGGUCCGCGAGUCGCCCGGCCUCACCAGCGACCGGGCAGAGAGGAGGUCUACCCAAAAGGCAGAAGAUCGGGAAAGAGUUUCCGUCGAUAAUACAGGCACUGAAGGGCGCAAUGGACGUAGCAGAGACGACGGCACCAGCAGCAGGUGGCGGGGCUAUGUCAGAAGGGACGGCAAGUUGAGGCCGUUCCGGUUGCUGAAGGAGGAUUUUGGCAACUUCAAGCUGCGGUAUCUUUCUGAUUGGACCGUGUUCAACCAGCUUGUCCUGGCGAGUGCGGUGUACGUCUUCUUCACAAACAUCUUGCCUGGCAUCACGUUUGCGAGCGAUUUGUAUGUCCUGACUGGGGAGUCGUGGGGCACAAUUGAGGUGGUGUUCAGUACCGGGCUUUGCGGCAUCAUUUUUGCCUUGUUCUCGGCUCAACCUUUGACGAUUCUUGGUGUUACGGGGCCGUUUUCGGUAUUGGCAGAGAACAUUUACACAUUAUGCGAGAACUCCUUCAAGAUACCCUUCCUACCUUUCAUGGCCUGGUCUCUGAUACACUCCGGCUGGAUGCACUUCCUCCUGGCCAUAUUCAACGCCCACGACUACACCAUGCAAUACGUCACCGACUUCAGCGCCGAUAUCUUCUCCCUCCUCAACAGCGUCAUCUACUUCCACAAGGCCAUCAGGGAGCUCCAGCGCACAAAGGCAGCCGUCUCGCUCGCGGCGUUUCUCUACUCCAUCAUCGGCGCGGCGGGGACCUGUCUCCUCGCCAUCUUUUUGUCGACAGCGGUGUCGUGGAAACCACUGUUUCACAGGUACGUCCGCAUGGGCCUGACCGAGUACGCCGCCGCCAUCUCCAUCAUCUUCUUCAUCGGCAUGCCGUACGUCGGCGACCUGGCGACCCUCGACCACAACAGGCUUGAGGUCUCCAAGUCGUUCCGGCCGUCGUCUCCGAGCCGGGAGUACUUUUUUAUCGAGUUCUGGAAACUGCCCAUUGGCUGGAUCUUCAUCGCCAUUAUCCCGGGCAUCAUCAUCACCGUUCUCUUCUACUUUGACCACGAGAUUAGCAGCAUCAUCUGCACGGCCAAGCGGUACGGGACCCAGAAGCCGGGUGGUUACGCGUGGGACGUCAUGCUCCUGGGCAUCACGACGAUGAUGUGCGGCAUCCUCGGCAUCCCGCCCGCCAACGGCCUCCUCCCGCAAGCGCCGCUCCACUCAGAGUCCCUGAUGUACACCGUCUACGAUGACCCGCCGCCCACCGACGACUCCGAGGGGCCCGGCGAGGGUCCCCCCGCGAAGCCCGUACAGCGCGUACACGAGCAGCGGUACUCGGCCUUCAUCCAGGCGGCGGGCAUCCUGCUCUUUGUCUCGCCGCCCUUCCAGCACGUCUUGGGCUUCACGCCGACCUCGGUCCUCGCGGGCCUGUUCAUGUUCAUGGGCUUCCAAUCGCUGUCUGUGAACCCGAUCCUGACGAGGAUCUGGCAGCUCCUGACCCCCAUCUCGGAGCUUCCCGAUCUGCCCCACGGCGCGAGCUGGCUCGGGAUCCAUUUCUACACGCUCGCGCAGAUCGUCCUCACGGGUAUCGUUUUUGGCGUCACGUUGACUGUCGCCGCGCCUGGGUUCCCCAUCAUCAUUAUCAUUUUGGUCCCCGUACGUUUAUUCUUCAUGAACAGGAUCUGGAGCCGGCAGACGUUGCGGUACGUCGAUGGAUGGGCGACUAGAGAGGGCAAGCCGGAGGAUGACGAGAGUGAUCGGCACCGGGAGGGCUUGGUGGCCUCGAAUGAUAUAUCCAGACGGGUUCCUGAUGAGGAAAAGGGUUCCAAGACGGCAUAA